GGGGCCACUCCACGAGCACCAGCUCUAGGAAAAAUCACUUUUUUCGCUGGAGCCCACACCUGCAGUCGGUGUGAUUUUUGACGCGAAGGAGCUUCUCUCCGAUCUCAGUGCCUGUGUAUAUUGUGUCUUGUGUCGAGAGACAAUGUAUCAUGUGGAACUAUACCAGUGAUCCCGCUUCGUCACGCUAUGGCACACUUCCCUCCGCCACUUUCGCCUAAUAACCAGAAUAAACCUCUAAAAAGAUCUAAAAGCCAAGAAUCGCUAAAUAAGGGUAGCCCAGGACGGGAAAGCGGUUCGCCUAGAUCUCCAGGGCCUCCAGCGGCUGCACCGCCAGGAAGGUGCUGCGAAACGGGCCGGCCUAUAUUUACGGACCCGAUAACCGGCCAUUCUGUCUGUUCGUGCCAGUACGAUAUGUUGGCGUAUCAAAGACUGCCGCCCCUCGGCGUCUACCCAUCGCCUUACCCGCCGGAGGCAGUGGCAGCUUACUUCCCGGCCGCUGCUGCUGCGGCCGCCGCCUCCCUCAACCCGCCAGAUCAACCGCCUUUCUACCCCGCCGGCGUCGGUUUGGAUGUGAAAGACGGCCUUCCAUCUGGUGCGCCCGGUUGGCCGUACCCAUCAGUGUACCAUCCGUACGACGCGGCGUUCGCAGCCUAUCCGUUCAACGGUUACGGGAUGGACUUGAACGGCGCUAGGCGGAAAAACGCGACGCGAGAGACCACCUCGACUCUCAAGGCGUGGCUCAACGAGCACAAGAAGAACCCCUACCCGACCAAAGGAGAGAAGAUCAUGUUAGCGAUAAUCACAAAAAUGACACUGACACAGGUCUCGACGUGGUUCGCCAACGCUCGCCGCCGGCUCAAGAAAGAAAACAAGAUGACCUGGGAGCCGAGGAACAGAGUCGACGACGAGGACAACAACAACGAAGACGCCGGGUCGGGCAGGAAGAGCGCCGAGAACAAAGACAACAUUGAUUCCAAAGACUCGGGAACAGGGUCGAGCGAGGACGGCGACAGGGGAAGCCACCGGCUGGAGUUCGAAAGGUCGGGAGGCAACGCCGGGGGCGGCGGUGGGGCGGGCGACACCGGCUCCGAAUGGAGCGAAUCGAGACCCGACAGCCCCGAGUGCCUGUUUAUGCACCCGACCCCCGGCUACCCGCGCUUCUUGUCGCCGCCCCAGGGUACGCCGCCUUCGGCCACAAAGCCGCGGAUCUGGUCUCUGGCCGACAUGGCCAACAAAGAAGAGAGCAGGAGCGGCGGAGGCGGCAAAAUGCCAUCGCCGCUCGCAGCCCGCAGCGCCCUGCCGUACCCGAGACACCACCACGAACUGUACCGCGGCUUAUACGGCCACGAACCCGCCCUACUCGACUCCUACACGAGGAUGGCCGCACACAGCUCGCAGUCCAUGGCGGCCGUAGUGGCGGCUGCUGCGGCCGCCGCCGCCGCUUCCUCAUCACCCUUCCCCAUCACUUCGCCAUCCUCCUCAUCAUCACAAGAGCCCAAACCGGAGCCACCCCGAGCCUGACCACACUACUUGUGAUUCUUUAGUUUAUUUGUGAUAACCGUUUAAAAAAAAAAGAACAAUACAAUGUUUUUAAUGUAAAUGUCAUGAAUGUACAGUACGAGGGAAAAUUGUAUGGAUGUAUAUGUGAUAUAAAUAAGUUUUUUUUGUUCGUUUAAUUUUUAGUAUGCUCGAUUCUGUUGUUUGCCGUAUUUUUCACCCCGACGGAAAUGGUGCUCUUUUAUUGCCUAAGAUGAUGAAGAAAUUCUCAACUUUAAUUAUCGUCUGAACGAAGUGAGAAAAACACCUUAACCUGUACAUGUUUCAUGUUUUAAGAACUCCUUAAUUCUUAAACUUUUAUUUUUUAACAUUCUUCUCCAUCAUCACUUUCUCGUCCUCUGCUUUAUUUAAAUUUUCUGUUGCUUUUGUGACCGUUAUGUCCUGAUUAUGCAAGAAUACUAUCAUAUCUUUAUGAAGUUGAUUAUCUGAAGUAAUUAAAUUUAACUUAAGAAAAAGAUGUCUUUCAUCAGUUCAUUGGUAGAUGGUUUCUGAGCUUUUUUCCACGUGAACUCUCUACGUUCCUCAAGUCUCACUUCGUUCAGAUCCGUUAAAUCGCGAGUAGUGUUAAUAAACAAUAACUAAUGAAAUAUACCCCCCAAAACAAUAUAUAAUAAUAAUGCCUAUAGUGCCAUAGAGUCGGGGCCUCGCUAUUUCUCUAAUGCCGUAUACUUUUUAGAGCAUGGCUCUAGUUAUAAUCUAAGCGGUUCCGACCCUCUGUGACUCUCAGCCUUCAGUUGACGAUAUAGCCGGAAAUAUUGAAUAUUUUUUUACAGUAUUAUAUUACAGAUCUAUAUUUUAACAGGAAAUACGCAAAUACGAUAUAUAAUUAUAGUCCAUAAUUAGUUGAAAAAUGGUAGAUUCUCGAUUUUUUUUACUACAGAUUUAUUACAACAAUAAUAUUUGCAAUGUACCGAAACCAUCAGAAUUGCCCGAUAGUGGAUUACAAUAAUUAAUUCUAUUAAAUAAAGGGGUUAACGAACGCGUCAAAAUCCUGUUUAAAUCAUAUCAAAAUUUGAGUUUUCAAUUAUCGAGCGGCCACUUCUGGAAAGUAAUUUUUUUUAAACAAACACGCUUCCAUGUUAAAAUGCGUCUGAAUAUUCAUGAAAAUUUUCACCCGAAUUUUCCCCCCCGCCGAAUACACAACCAAGUACGUAUUUCUAAAUCAUAAAAGUUGCAAUAUUAAAUUUACAAGCUCGUUGUUCGGCGGCUUUUGUUCCAAGCAAUGGACUCGAGAACGAGG
Messenger RNA from Cimex lectularius (bed bug), 2797 nucleotides. Its product is annotated as iroquois-class homeodomain protein IRX-4. Bases 187 to 1521 code for a protein of 444 amino acids. NCBI's taxonomy places the organism in Eukaryota, Metazoa, Arthropoda, Insecta, Hemiptera, Cimicidae. The transcript has 6 exons. Gene Ontology annotation, biological process: regulation of transcription by RNA polymerase II; neuron differentiation; cell development. Gene Ontology annotation, molecular function: RNA polymerase II cis-regulatory region sequence-specific DNA binding; DNA-binding transcription factor activity, RNA polymerase II-specific. The record is from RefSeq and is a predicted model, not a curated record. Gene Ontology annotation, cellular component: nucleus.